GUUGCUGUGGCCAGGUGAUCAGGGAGCAGGAGGGGAUGAGCCGUGGGUUUCUGGUGAUCGACAGGGAUUGGGCAGUUCAUGGGGAAGCCGUGAACAAGGAGCAGAGAAGUGAGCGUGUAACAGCCCACAGGCCCGGGAGCCUGGGCAGGCGCUGGCCUGACAGCACCAGCCCUCAGCACCAGGCUGGGGACAGAAGCCUUGAUCCUGCCAGCCGUGGAGAGUCGCUGGAGGGCGUUUUAGGGAGAUGACCUUGUGCAGAGGUACCAUGUACUCUUUCCCCAAAGUGCAGACAUGACAUUUCUGGUUGGUCUUGAAUGUCUGCCUCUGCCAAGCCUCCUCAUCUCGUCCACGGGCGAAUUACCUUCCAACCAAAUAGCCCGUGUGCCCACGCAGGCCACCGCCAAAGAGCACCGUAAUUGUCUGGACAAUUUCCUCUCAAGUGCUCUGGGCUUGAGACUUCCAGUCGGAGGAAGAGGGAAGACAGCAGGGUGACAGCGGCCCUGCUGGGUCCCUGGUGCACACGGGAGUUGGCGCCCAGACAGGCUCCAGAGCAGCCCGGGCUGGCGAGGGACCUGGCCAGGCAGAUGGGACUCGAGGUGCUCUGCAUUUUCCAGGGAGAGCGGCUCAUGCUCCCGCCCAGUGAAUUCUCAGGAACGGUUUCUUAGACUACGCUCAUUGCCAUACCAACCACCGAUUGAAAAUUCGCAGUCGGGGACAGAAGUAAGUGCAUCGAGAUAAUCUUUAACCCGUUUCCUUUCUCUCCCCGCCCCCUUCUCUCCGGCUUCAUUAGGCCUCCCGCCGGUGCCUGAGGAGCGCGGUCCCCGGGGCGCAGGCAGCCACCCGGCUGGCCUAGCGGUGGCCGGCCAUGGCCAGCACGGCCGUGCAGCUGCUGGGCUUCCUGCUCAGCUUCCUGGGCAUGGUGGGCACGCUCGUCACCACCAUCCUGCCGCACUGGCGGCGCACGGCGCACGUGGGCACCAACAUCCUGACGGCCGUGUCCUACCUGAAGGGACUGUGGAUGGAGUGCGUGUGGCACAGCACGGGCAUCUACCAGUGCCAGAUCUACCGCUCGCUGCUGGCGCUGCCCCGCGACCUGCAGGCGGCGCGCGCGCUCAUGGUCACCUCCUGCCUGCUGUCGGGCGCCGCCUGCGCCGCGGCCGUGGUGGGCAUGAAGUGCACGCGCUGCGCCAAGGGCACGGCCGCCAAGGCCACGUUCGCCGCGCUGGGCGGCGCGCUCUUCCUGCUGGCCGGCCUCCUCUGCAUGGUGGCCGUGUCCUGGACCACCAACGACGUGGUGCAGAACUUCUACAACCCGCUGCUGCCCAGCGGCAUGAAGUUCGAGCUCGGCCAGGCCCUGUACCUCGGCUUCAUCUCCUCGUCCCUGUCGCUCAUCGGCGGCACCUUGCUGUGCCUGUCGUGCCAGGACGAGGCGCCCUACCGGCCCUACCCGGCCCAGCCCAGGGCCGCCACGGCCACCGCCGCCGCCGCCACCGCGCCCGAGUACCGGCCACCGGCCGCCUACAAGGACAACCGGGCCCCCUCGGCGACCUCGGCCUCGUAUAGCGGGUACCGGCUGAACGACUACGUGUGAGUCCCAGCCCGGCCUCCCCGGGGCGCCGUCAGGGCCAGGGCGCUGCGCCCCUGGGGGACUGCUGGCCCCGGCAGGGGUUCCAGCACGAAGUUGACUUCCGGGCUAUUUUUGUACCCAAGGAAACAAUGUGAAAGUGAAAAGAUGUUCUUGGAACCCAGGGAAGGAGGGGGGAAAUAGGAAGAGGAGAAAGCUCUAUAUACCAAAGACUUUUUAAAAAAUCCUUUCUGUUUUUGUAUUUAUUAUAUGUAUUUAUGUGGGUGAUUUAAUAACAGCUUAAUAAAAAGUGACUUGGGAGUUUGCUUGGUGGGGUUUGUGAUACAGGAAUAAACCUUUUGG
This is a messenger RNA of Lemur catta (Ring-tailed lemur), 1927 nucleotides long. RefSeq names its product claudin 14 (gene CLDN14). The record is from RefSeq and is a predicted model, not a curated record. Gene Ontology annotation, biological process: bicellular tight junction assembly; cell adhesion. Bases 866 to 1591 code for a protein of 241 amino acids. Gene Ontology annotation, molecular function: structural molecule activity. Gene Ontology annotation, cellular component: bicellular tight junction; plasma membrane. The transcript has 2 exons. NCBI's taxonomy places the organism in Eukaryota, Metazoa, Chordata, Mammalia, Primates, Lemuridae.